AAAUGUACAGUAAAAGUAAAUAAAUUUCUAGAGAGAGAAAGAGAGAGAGUAUUUCAGAAACCUCACUGCUUCGCUGAUUUUGAGGCAUGCAAGAGAGAAAGAGAGAGAGAAACAAGAGAGAGAAGAGUCGUACUGCACAAGUUUCACACAUCUAGUCAUUUCUUUUUACUGCAUUUGCCUCUCUUCUCUUCAAAACCAUUUCUCUUCAACUUUCCAAACCACACACAAACAACCCAGGUGUGUUGAGAGAAUGCUGAGGAAGAGAAGCAGGUCAAUCCAAAAGGAUCAACACAACAUGGGUCAUGUGACAAAUACUGAUGGUGUUAAUUCUGAUAACUAUUCUCAAUCUCAUGCUUUAGGGAGAAAUAUUAAAGGAAAUUCAAUUUUUAAUGUUCCUUGUUUGUUUGUGGGUUUAGGUCCUAAAGGGUUGUUGGAUUCUGAUUCAGUUAGAAGUCCAACUUCUCCUUUAGAUACUAAAGUUCUUUCAAAUUUAGGUAACCCUGUUAUUAGGAACCAAAAAUCAUCACUUUUUGAGGGGAAUCAAAGGAGUUGGGAUUGUUGCAAAGUUGGUUUAGGUAUUGUUGAAUCUUUGGAAGAUUGUGACUGUUCUAGGAUUUGUGGCAAAAUUCUUCAAUCACCUGAGAGUAAGAGCAUUAGUCUUAGUUCUCAAAUGAUGAUAAAAAACCUAAUUUGUCAAACUUGUUUGGAUUCUUUUGAGUCAUCUAAGUCUUUGCCUAAGGAAUUUUGUAAGGUUGUGCCUGAUACUCAAAAUGGAUCUGUUAUCCAUAAUGGUGAAUCCAAUGUCCUUUUUGAGAUUGGAGAAACUAGCCUAGAGCGUGAUGAAUCAUUUGGGAGAACCAGGUCCUUUUCAUUGGAAUCAUGCAAUCCUUUGAAAGUUAACUCUGGAUUAUCUACUUCCAAAACUGAUUCACACAUUGAUGAUUUUGCUGUGAAAGAUGUAAGAUUUCAAGAUAGCUCACCUCCUCAUUUUAUUGGAGGAAGCCAGAACUCAAAUAUUUCCCCACCGUCUGAGUUGAAAUCGAACGGUGUUUUGAUAUGCUCUUCCAAUGAAAUUUUGAAGUCUCUAUCAGCUAGUGAGAUUGAGCUUUCUGAGGAUUAUACAUGUGUGAUUUCACAUGGUCCUAAUCCAAAAACAACUCAUAUUUUUGGUGAUUGUAUCUUGGAAACUCACCCUGAUGUAUUUGUUAAAAACCAUUUUAAGAAUGAAGAGAAUGAGAAGGAGAAGGAGAAGGAGAAGGAGAAUGGAGUGACCCUGAUUGGUAACAACAGGUUACAGAUUCCUAACCAAUAUCCUUCUAGUGCCUUCUUAAGUUUCUGCCACCAUUGCAACAAGAAACUCGAUGAGGGGAAGGACAUUUAUAUCUAUAGAGGUGAAAAAGCAUUUUGCAGUUUAACUUGCCGUGCAAUGGAGAUUAUGAUUGAUGAGGAACGAGAGAAGUCCAACACUCAUUGUGAUGAGAACUCUCCAAAGCCAAAACUCGGUGAGCAAAUUUUUGAAACAGGAAUCCCAACCACAACUACAUAAGAGGCUUAACCAUGAAAAAGGGUAGACGCAAUUGAUCAUCUGUUCAUAAUUGAGCUGUGUUUUAUGUGCAUCUAUUAGCAGCCAUUGGAUGAUCGUUUUGUACAUCAUUGCGUUUGCCUAAACUAUAAUUUAUGGUUUUUGGUGGAUUUAUUAUAAUUUAUGGCUCUUAUGAAGCUGGUUUUGUUUCCUAUAUAUAUAUAUAUAGAGGCAUAAAUGUUGUCAAACUAUUGAUAGCUUGUAGAAAUUAAAGGGUUGAAGCCUAUUUUUAUGGCUUCCUCUUUUGAAAUUUUCUGUCUUUAUUAUUAUCUCUAUAUUAUAUCUAUAUAUAUGUCAAUGUUACUGUGGUAGUUUAUA
Molecule: messenger RNA, 1900 nt
Organism: Cicer arietinum (chickpea)
Lineage: Eukaryota; Viridiplantae; Streptophyta; Magnoliopsida; Fabales; Fabaceae
Product: FCS-Like Zinc finger 10
Source: RefSeq, a predicted model, not a curated record